AUGCAAGCACCGAUGAUAUCAGUGCCUCUCAAGGCAACCAACGAAAUCGACUGGAUACAGCCGUUGAAAAACUAUAUCAGACAGACGUUUGAUGCGUUCACACAUAAAGCCACUGCACAAUACUCCCUGGCAUACGAAAAAGCUUCGAUUAUAUUCAACAUUUCUGCCGUGCUAUCAUGUCAUGCAGCGCAUCAAAACCGAUCAGAAGACUCAGGCCUCAAAACUGCGUAUCACUCGUUCCAAGCAUCUGCCGGCAUGUUCACUUAUAUCAACGAGAACUUUCUCCAUGCACCAUCCACGGACUUAAGUCGAGAUACAGUCAAGACUUUGAUUCAAAUUAUGCUUGCUCAAGGCCAGGAGGUAUUUCUUGAAAAACAAAUCGCCGACGGUAAAAAGGUUGGACUAUUAGCAAAACUUGCUAGCCAAGCAGGUUAUUUGUAUUCUCAGGCGCUAGAGGGGACCCAGGACAACGUAAAUAAGGCCAUAUUUGAGAAAGUUUGGCUACUGGUGGUACAAAUCAAAGCAAAUUACAUGUCAUCUCUAGCUCAAUAUUACCAAGCUCUUGCAGAUGAUGAUGCAAAUUCACAUGGUGUAGCCAUUGCACGACUACAGGCAGCAGAAAUUUCAUCCAAGGAUGCCAGCAAACUUGCUAACAGUUUCCCCGGAAAUGUACCCGUCAAUUCGAACUUUACAUCAGAGACGGGCGCAACAUUAAUAGAGAUUAACAGGCGUCAUCUUAGUAAUGUGCAAGAAAAACUUGCUGAACUUAUUAAGGACAAUGACUACAUCUAUCACCAGACUGUACCAGCCGAAGCAGCUCUCACCGUAAUCCCCAAGCUUCCAGCGGCUAAAGCGAUACCGGUUAGCGAAUUAUACGCUGGGCAAGAUAUUCAGCGUAUCACUGGACCUGAUAUCUUCCAAAAGAUUGUGCCCAUGUCUGUUACGGAGUCAGCCAGUUUAUACGACGAAGAAAAGGCGAAAUUGGUGCGGGCAGAGACGGAGCGCGUAGAAACCGCCAACAGCGAAAUGGCUGCAAGUCUAGACUAUCUUAGAUUACCUGGAGCGUUACAGGUUCUUAAGGGCGGUUCUGAUCAAGAACUGAGCGGGGGAGAAGACUUUAGGAAUUGGUGCGACGAUUUAGCCGGGCAUGUUUCUCCUAUGUCGAUAUUUGACUCUUUGAAAUCAAGCAAAGAGGCUAUAGUAUCAAUAUUGGACAAAAGCAGCAAGCAGUUGGAUAUGGAGGAGAGCGUCUGUGAGAAAAUGCGGUCGAAGUAUGAAGGAGAGUGGACUCAACAACCAAGCUCACGACUUACCUCUACACUUCGAAAUGAUAUACGAAACUAUCGUGAAGCUCUUGAGGAGGCUGCCCGUAGUGAUAAUCAACUUUACUCGAAAAUUUGCCAGCAUGAGGUUGACUUUGACGAAAUGCGCUCUGCUGGUGAAUUAGGCGAGUCUGAUGUGCUCUUCCAAAGGGCGUUGAUACAGGUCGGAGGAAAGUCGAGGAAUACCGCCGGGAGUCCUAGUUCGCGAGAAGGAAAUCUACUCGAUGAUGAUUUUGACGAUGGCAAAAAGAGCGUCGCAGAACAGAUAGCCAAAGUUGAGGAGAUUCUCAAAAAAUUAAAUCUAGUGAAGCGGGAGAGAUCACAAGUUUUGAAAGAUCUAAAAGAAAAGGUUCGUGAAGUAACUUGGAUCUAG
Messenger RNA from Sclerotinia sclerotiorum 1980 UF-70, 1695 nucleotides. RefSeq lists its product as hypothetical. Gene Ontology annotation, molecular function: protein binding. Lineage: Eukaryota; Fungi; Ascomycota; Leotiomycetes; Helotiales; Sclerotiniaceae. The transcript is spliced from 3 exons. Gene Ontology annotation, biological process: protein transport to vacuole involved in ubiquitin-dependent protein catabolic process via the multivesicular body sorting pathway. Gene Ontology annotation, cellular component: endosome. Bases 1 to 1695 code for a protein of 564 amino acids. The record is from RefSeq and is a predicted model, not a curated record.